GACGCCAGUCAGAUGUACUUAAUCAUCAAUAAUCCUGCCAGUCAAUUUCUGUACGUUGCGUAUCAAGGAUACAAGACGAAUGCUGGCCAAAGGGGCGGCAGGUCGUUCCCAUUCGGGAUCUGGGGGUGCCCUCCUAGGCGUGUGUGGGGUUGGAGAACAGCGGUGGUCCACGGCAAGACAAGAACAUGGGGAGCUGACGGACCCCAUGGGAGUUGACGGGCAGGCAUGUUCUCCAACGAUCUCCCGGCGCAUGCCAUUACGAGGUCGAGCGCGCACAGGUGCCCGCACAUGCCCACAGGCCACGAUGCGGGCGCGAGAAAAGAUUGUUGAAGCAAGGGCCGCGGAUGGGCUGGAAGCUUGGCUUGCCGCUCCCGCUGCUGACGGCGGGGGAGCGGAAGUGAGGCUUGGCCGCAGCGUCCCGGCCCACGAUAAGCAAAGAUUCAUGCAGCGGCGGACAGAGAGCAAUUUGUCGGCACGCCCGCAAUAUGGCGUGUUGUGCGGAAAUUCGAGGGUGAUUUUUGACGGCACAAUAGUCCAGAGACGAAGUUGGCCAGACUGCGAGGGAGCGGCAUCAGCUAUCUAUGGCAAGUCUGCAGCGGUGCGUAUCUCUGCAUCCCACGGCCGUGGUUCGACGAUCCGGCUAGUGUUGGUAAACCCUCAGGGAUGCGAUUGGCUGCUUUCUGGGGUCCCUAUCUGUGGCUGCUGCUCCCUGUGCACAACCCCCACUAAACGCCAUGUCGCUGCUGGGCAAUGGCAAGGAAUGCUGCGCUCUUCAAUAAUCCCCCGGCGGCACAGCCCUGCAUGUGUGCGCCCUCACCAUCAUUUAUACCUUAGGCCAUUGCUGCCUCGCGUGUCAGCCCCGUCUUGUCAGCUUCCCCAGACUGCCAUCAUCAAAGCUGAGCUCUGCGCCUACAGCUCUCUGCUUCGUUCUUUCGCUUUUCUGAAUUUUUACAAAGUAUUAGCGCCCGAGCGCAUUAUUUCUUUUCGCUGGAAUAUCAUUCUUCCCAGCUGAAAGAUUUGGCUAGGUGGUUUGCUACUAUGUCCGCCUCCACGGACUUGCCAUAUGUCCCUUUCCAAGCUUUCCCGUCUGAUGCUCCGAAGACAGGUGGGGACAGCUUAAAGGAAGAUCUCAAUGUCUACUACGAGGUUAGUAUUCUCACAGGUUACCUGCUGUGAGCUGCUUAACUAAUUUUCUGUUCGGCAGACAGGAAACAUCGCAUGGAUCAUCACAUCCACAGCUCUCGUGCUGCUUAUGAUUCCCGGUGUGGGGUUUUUCUACU
Molecule: messenger RNA, 1280 nt
Organism: Aplosporella prunicola CBS 121167
Lineage: Eukaryota; Fungi; Ascomycota; Dothideomycetes; Botryosphaeriales; Aplosporellaceae
Exons: 2
Coding region: 80-1012 (310 amino acids)
Source: RefSeq, a predicted model, not a curated record